GAUAUCAUGAAGAUUUUGGUUAUUGUCGCUCUUUUCGCUUGCGCUACCGCCUUCAGGCUUCCACCUGCUUUUAAGCAAGUACCACGCCCAGCUGAUUGGCGCCCACAACCAAAAUGGGAAGUUGACGAUGACAAGAUCGUCGGUGGAGUAGAAGCUACACAAAAUGAGUUCCCAUUCAUCGUUUCCUUGAGAAGGAAGCCUUGGUGGCUCGGCAGCACUGCUUCUCACUUCUGUGGUGGUUCCAUCAUUGGAGCUAACAAAGUUCUCACUGCUGCUCACUGUACUUCCGGUACCUCUGCUUCUGAUAUUAACGUUGCUGCUGGUCAAUUUGACAAAAGCAGUGAUUCUGACGACAAUGAACAAAUUCGAACUGCUUUGAGGAAAUCUGAGCAUUCCGACUAUAACUCUCAAACAAUUGAUAUGGAUUUCGCAGUCUUGACAAUGUCUAGCUCGUUUACAUUAAACACAAAUGUUGCUAAAAUUACAAUGGGAGGAGCUCAACCUGGUCAAAUGCUUACUGUUUCUGGUUGGGGUACUCUUUCCGCAGGUGGUUCCUCCCCUAACAAUCUUCAAAGAGUAGAUGUCCCUGCUAUCACAAAUACUGAAUGUAAUGCUGCCUAUAAGGGCGGAAUCACCGAUAACAUGCUAUGCGCUGGUUACAGUGCUGGUGGCAAAGAUUCUUGUCAAGGUGACAGUGGUGGCCCAUUGGUCCGUUUUGAUGGUACAACUCCAACCCUUGUCGGUGUUGUUAGCUGGGGCAAUGGCUGUGCUGAACCAGGAUAUCCAGGCGUUUAUGCCCGUUGCUCGAAAGAACAAAGCUGGAUCAUGUCACAGUAACUUAAUAAAAUGGUUAAAGCGAAUGGGGCCGAUUCUUGAAUACCCUAAAAUUAUCAAUUUACCAAAUAUUGUUCUUAGUUUAAUAAGAGUAGCAUUAGUCUAGUUUAUUAAUGGCAUUAAUUAAGUAACUUUUCCACCAAUGAAGUUACUUUUUAGUUAUGUCAGGAAUAGAAAUAUCGUUCUAAAACAGAAUAAAAUCAGCAUGAAAUUAUUAUGAUCAAGAGUG
Messenger RNA from Trichoplax adhaerens, 1063 nucleotides. RefSeq lists its product as hypothetical. Gene Ontology annotation, biological process: proteolysis. The transcript is spliced from 5 exons. Lineage: Eukaryota; Metazoa; Placozoa; Uniplacotomia; Trichoplacea; Trichoplacidae. The record is from RefSeq and is a predicted model, not a curated record. Gene Ontology annotation, molecular function: serine-type endopeptidase activity. The coding region runs from base 7 to 837 and encodes 276 amino acids.